This is a messenger RNA of Mycena citricolor, 4298 nucleotides long. Lineage: Eukaryota; Fungi; Basidiomycota; Agaricomycetes; Agaricales; Mycenaceae. The record is from the annotation of a GenBank genome assembly.
GUAGACUGCAGCACAGAAUUCCAUGAGACGGAUAGAUUAUGUCCUCAACGACCUCUUAUGAAUUUCUGCACUCAUUGAACGCUGUUCAGCUCCAAUCUGUCCUCCACGACCCAUCAAUACCACUCCAGAUUCUCGCAGGCCCAGGCAGCGGCAAGACUAAAGUUCUCACCUCUCGCAUCGCCUACCUGAUCCUCCACCACGGCCUUCCUGCUUCAUCCAUAUGUGCGGUCACUUUCACAAACAAGGCGGCAAACGAGAUGCGCGAGCGGCUUGGCAAGCUCAUAGGAAAACAGAAAACCGCGCAAGUACGCAUGGGCACGUUUCACGCCCUGUGUGCCUUGUUUCUGCGCAAGUACGCCCAAGUUGUGGGAAUCGGACAGAAUUUCACAGUUUGCGAUGCCGACGAGAGCAAGAAGAUCAUUGCGGGUCUGCUUAAGCCUUACAAAGAGGUUCUCGCCGCGCAAGACCUUACUCUCAAGGACGGCACUGUGCUGUCGCUGAUUUCUAGAGCCAAAGCGAAAGGUCUCAGUGCGAAAGACAUGAUGGGUGAAUGUACGUCUAAAGUGGGGACCGAUAACGAAUUGGACCGCAUCGUCGCGCGCAUAUAUCAAGACUACGAGAAGGCGUUGAGGCGGAGUAACAGUCUCGAUUUCGAUGACUUACUCGUCUACGGUGUAAGGCUCUUCUCUGAGCAUCUACCCUCAAGGAAUUGGUGCAGACAUGUACUAGUCGACGAAUUCCAAGACACGAACGUCACCCAAUAUGAACUUCUCAGAGCACUGGGUGCAUCGACCGAGGGUCGGGUAACAGUUGUUGGAGAUCCCGACCAGUCGAUAUACGGAUGGCGUUCUGCAGAGGUCGGAAACUUGGCGCGGAUGAAGACCGACUUCCACGGAACCCUACAGAUCUUUCUAGAGGAGAACUACCGAUCAACCGGCGCAAUUCUCAAAGCGAGUCUCGCUAUCGUCUCUCAGGAUAAAACCCGAAUUCCCAAGACGCUGCUGACUUCGCACCCACAAGGAGUUGUUCCCGUGUUGCGUCCCUUUCCUUCGGAGCAGGAUGAAGCGAACUUCAUUGCUGUCGAGAUCAAACGUCUCGUAGCUUCCACGGGCGGUGUACUGAGAUGGGGAGAUUUUGCCAUUUUACUUCGAUUCAAUGCGCUUUCUCGGGCGAUCGAGAGCGCUCUUCAGAAGGAAGCCAUCCCUUGUGUCAUUCUUGGUGGACACAAGUUCUUCGAACGACAAGAAAUCAAAGAUAUUCUCGCCUAUCUCCAGCUCGUCGACAAUCCGAACUUCGUUCCGGCAUUGACCCGGGCCAUCAAUGUCCCCUCAAGAUCUAUCGGUGAAAAGUCCAUUGCUGCGGUCAUCGACCGAGCCGAGAAGACCAGAUUGUCGCCAUUGGAAGUCGUUGAACACAUCUGCGAUGCGAAGCAGCCCGACGUGAAGCCCGCUUUGAAACACAAGUUAGUUUCAUUCGUCAAGGCCAUUCGUGUUCUGCGGCAAUUGGCUGACGAGGGAGCCUCCCCGCCCGAUCUUAUCCGGCGGUUGCUGGAAUUGGUCGAGUACGAAGAUCACCUGAAGAGGACCCAAGAUCAAUGGGAAAGUCGGUGGGAAAACGUGCAGGAGCUGAUCACGUUUGCGAGUGAAGUUGAGUUGUCCGAGGACAGUGACACGACGCCGCUGCGAUCCUUCCUACAAGCAUCGAUGUUGUCCUCAGAGGGAGACAACCAGAGCGAAGAGGACAGCAAAGAGAAAGUGACCAUUUCAACCUGCCACUCGGCGAAGGGAUUGGAAUGGCCGGUCGUGAUGAUCCUGCGGUGGAAGGAGGUAUAUUCCCAUUCUACCGCGCUGAGGACGUGCAAGAGGAACGUCGUCUGCUCUAUGUUGCUUGUACUCGCGCGCAGAGUUUGCUCUAUCUUUCUCACGUAAUGAAACGGAAAGCAGGCGGUGAAAUCAAGACGAAGGACGUUUCCGAGUUCGUUUCGACGGCUGUGAAGAAAGAUUCUACUGUAUUCAGCUCUCGAGCGUCCCAAUUCAGUGCUGCUGAAAGGAGAGUUGUAUGCCAUGUAUUGCGACGCCCAGAAGCUAGCGAAGAAGAGGUCGAUCGAAGAGUCGCUGAAUUCCGGAAAACUGCAAGAUAUCUCGCUCUUGCCGAGGUGUCUGGUAAGAUCCCUGAAGUGACCUGGCAUCCAGCGCUUACUGCACUUUCACCGAAUUCGGCGACAUUUGCGACUGCAGGGCACCAGGUGCCUCUUUUGAAGCGAGGACUGUCAUCCGUCCAGACCGGGAAACUCCCGGCGGGGUUCCAUUCCGAGUCGGAAGCAGUCCGAGUCCCAGUUCGUGCUCAAGUUGAGAAGACAGCACAUCUGCCCUCUGGAUCCCAUCCAAUACAAAGUCAAACUAUCCCUGUGAAACGGCGGUUGGGGAUGGGUCGUGGCACGAUGGGAUUUCCGAAUAAAAAGUUCAAACCACCCUUCAUUCAAUGAUGCUUAAACAACCUCUCGAUUAUCUUCCCCGCAAGCUACAAAUUCUAGACUGAACGUCAUGCUACAUCGAGUCGACAGUGCAACACUCUUCGAUGGCUCCCAAGUCGGAUAAUUGCGGUAGCUGACAUGAUUAUGUAAUGUAGUAUGGCUCCCAUAGAUUCCCGAUAUAUUCAAUACAACCGACGACAAGCCGCAGAGUCGGUCAGGAAUGCAGCCAGCCUUAUCAAGAUUUGGAGGUAAUUCCAAUAGCGAUUUGGAUCAUCAACGUCCGAGUUGCAAGAUGAAGAGUCAGGAUCAUAGGUGAUUUGUGAUCGCUUCCCGCGUACCCUUGACCAGAACCAUCACAAUAAUGUCGACCGAGAAACCUCAAUCGACCCGUCUUCCCUCUCUCAAUCAGCUUGCGGCACGCAUCAACCUCAACGCGAAUGGAGCUCCGAGCCCCCCUGCGGCCGUCGGCGCCUCAUCGCGCCCUCGGCUAUCCGCGUUCGCCUUACGCACCAACUCGAGCACCAACGUUUCCACCGCAUCAUUGUCUACGGUCGCAUCCACAAAUGACUCGGUCGCCGUCAACGCACCCUCCACGCGCUCUGUGUCGCCGUCGGCCGCUAGCGAUGCGACUUUCGACUUGUCUACCCCCGUGUCCGCUGCUGGCGGCGACCCCAAUCUGACGUCCGAAAAGCUUGAAAAGCUCAACGAAGAAACCGUCGCUCCGCUUCCGGAAAUCCAGAAGAAGGAAAAGGUGCCUGUGGGGUACAAGAACAUUCCUAGUCUGGAUGCGAUCACGGCGAGGUUACAGAAGACGCGGGCCCUCAGCAUCGAUGGGACAGCCAAGCCGCCUGAGCCGGAGAUGAUUGAGGAUCCCAAGACGCCUGGCUUUGUGAUGAAGGCGCCAGAGCACCCGCUCAUGUAUCCGUGGACGAUCUUCCACGAUACGAAAGCGAAGAUGCCGUUUACCCCUGCACCGACGACGGGCUCUGGACCCAACGCGCCCUCCUCCGGGCCACCGUCGGCCUCGCAGGAAGCCUUCCCCGUGCACGCUGCGGAGACGGGCGAGUACGAGGCCGGUUUGACCGUUGUGGGUGAAUUCUCGACCGUCGAGGAAUUCUGUCGGUACUUCAACUGGCUCAAGCCCCCCUCGCAACUCGAGCGCAACUCGAACUACCACCUGUUCAAGUCGGGCAUCAAGCCCAUGUGGGAAGACGAGGCGAAUGCGAACGGAGGCAAAUGGGUGCUGACGAUGAAGAAUAAUGCGGCGUUGUUGGACCGGUGUUGGAACUGGCUGGCGAUGGCUUUGGUUGGUGAAGAACUCGAGGAGGGACAAGACCUUAUCUGCGGCGCUGUCGUGAGUCUACGGAGCAAGGUCGACCGCAUCCAGGUUUGGACACGGAUCAAGGACGACGUCGAGAGGCUGAACAGCAUCGGGCGCAAACUGGUGAAACUAUUGGACGUCUCAGAGGCGGAUGGAAUUGGAUUGGAGUUCCAGUACAACACUGACGAUCGCCCUUUGCCAAACAAAUUCUUGUCCAUUCAGUCGAUGCCUCAGACCUCUUAUCGCUCGUCCUUCACGCCCGGUGGCGUUCCGGGACGGUUGAGUGCCCAUGGACGGACCGAAUCUGUCGGAGCCAACGGUGCACCGUACACUCCCAUCGAACAGUCCUCAGCACCAGCCAGCGCUGGCCCGGCUAGCGGUGCAUUUGGCAGCUUCGGUAUCGGGAUCGGUGGUUCUGCAGCUUGGAGAGGACAGAAGCGGGGUUAGGUAGUUACAUGGAAAGUACGCUUGUCUGGUUCGUUGUACUACGAUGUAAUUCAUAGG